CUGGAUUGGCGUGUUGUACAGCGAAUUGCAAUCCGUGAGUGCCCCGGAGGUCGGCCUCCUCGAUAAAAGCCUCGGCUGAAAGAGAGCCAUCGCUCAUUCAAUUCUGCUCGACACAUCCGCUGGUAGGCGACGGGCGAAUGACGAGAGAGAUGCCGAGAGGGAUGCGCACACACACACACCUGUCCUCUUCUCGUCAGCCGUGUUUGAGUGUGUCGCCAUGGCAGCGGCGGCGGCGGCUUCAUCUGCUGGUGCUGCGCAUCAGGCAGAGGUGAGUCAAGCACGGCACACACACUCAUCGUGUGCCACCGUCAAUGAUUCAUUCAUUUCGUUGUUUGCUUGUCUUCUUUUCAUUCAUCAGGUGAUGGGACGGUCUGCGUGUAGUCGUUACAAAGAGGGCACCCGUGUGGUGUUGCUGUCGAGCACCAGGAGGGCUCCGACCGACGACUACGUGUGGGUCACCGCCAGAGUAUGUCGCAUUGACUAUCAUGCUGCACUCACGGGGCCAGUGGAACGGCUGCCGCAAAGCGGGCCACUGGUGGGUCGACAACGCAAAUGAGCUGCGCCAUUGGGGGAUCUUAAUUCUGUGUGGGGACAAGGCGGCUGACGAGUUCCUUGCCUGCGUCGACUUGAGCCUGAGGAUCUGCACCACAGAGCCCCCUGUCGGCUGGAAGCGCCGCCCAGAUGAGCGGUACCCUCGCACAGCCGCACUCAUCCGCCAGAAGGUGGUGGCGGCAUAGCGGGCGGCCGGCUGGCCACCUCACAGAGAGAGAGAGAGAGGGGGGGAAUGAGUGUGGGUGGGUGGAUCCGUAUAGCUAGUGGUGAGACAAGGGAGUGCUGGUUUAAGU
Messenger RNA from Vitrella brassicaformis, 845 nucleotides. The record is from the annotation of a GenBank genome assembly. NCBI's taxonomy places the organism in Eukaryota, Vitrellaceae.